Molecule: messenger RNA, 606 nt
Organism: Solanum verrucosum
Lineage: Eukaryota; Viridiplantae; Streptophyta; Magnoliopsida; Solanales; Solanaceae
Source: RefSeq, a predicted model, not a curated record
AUGCCAACAUGUUUGAAAUGGACUACCUUGAAUUCAUCAAGUUCACUCAAUUCAUCAAAGACAAACCUAUUAUUUGUAACAGAGGUGACAAUCGAAAUGAUAAAAGAAGCACCAACACAAGGGAUAUGCUUUAUUUUUAAGAAGUCGCUCAUUUCAUCAAUGAAACAGGAUGUAUAGAAGCAUGUGAAGUGGCACAAUAACAAGGCAAAUGAAAAAUCACAACACUACAAGGCUAAUCAAGUUUAUGUAAUGGACAACACAUCUUGUUCUAAGAAAAUGCAAGACAAAAAGGAAAAAAGCAUAGCAAAUUGCUCUGAGACUUAUCAAGAUCAAGCGGUAGAUUCUUUAAUAGAAAAAGAUGAGGCAAAAAGGUCUAAGAGAAUGAGAAGUACAAAAGAGGAAGCACAAGUUAAACGUAGUGGUCCUUCGGAAAAAGAGGAGGAUCAUUCUUUGCUUUCAAAAAUAAGUACAGUAGAGCUUGAGAAGAAAUUAGACGAGGUUGUUCGCGAGUUAGGAGACAAAGGUAAGUGUUCAAAGACUUUGUUUUUAUCCCGACAGAGAGAAGUAGAAAAAAUAAGAAUGUUGGUUAAGGAAAAUCUUAACUAG